This is a messenger RNA of Sus scrofa (pig), 12652 nucleotides long. It is a transcript of the gene RFX3, whose product is annotated as regulatory factor X3. Gene Ontology annotation, molecular function: RNA polymerase II cis-regulatory region sequence-specific DNA binding; DNA-binding transcription factor activity, RNA polymerase II-specific. The record is from RefSeq and is a predicted model, not a curated record. NCBI's taxonomy places the organism in Eukaryota, Metazoa, Chordata, Mammalia, Artiodactyla, Suidae. Gene Ontology annotation, biological process: regulation of transcription by RNA polymerase II. Gene Ontology annotation, cellular component: nucleus.
AGUGCCACACCUAGAACAUAAGGAAGUUUCAGGCAAGGGGUCAAAUUGGAGCUGCAGCUGCCACCCUACACCAUAUCCAUAGCAAUAUGGCAUCUGAGCCACAUCCACAGCAAUGCCAGAUCCUUAACCCACUGAACAAGGCCAGGGAUUGAACCCUGCAUCCUAUGGAUACUAGUCAGGUUCAUAAUCUGCCAGGACCAGCUCAGCAGGAUGGGGCUAAAGGAAGGGUGCUGUGAAACUUAGAAAAAAAGUUAACAUAAAACAAAACACAGAGACUUUUACCUUAAGUAAAGGUGGAAACUGGGGGACUCAAGGUCUCAGGGACCAAGAGCACUGCCUCAAGAAACCACACUGCUUUUAUUGUGCUCUUGAGGAUUACGUCAAGUGAGGAGGGGGUUGUAGGUGUAGAAUAUAGGUUUUUUUAAGUUAUUUUAAAAGUCACAUAGCCGGUUGCUGAUCAAACUUUUACUCUGACCUUUAGGCAUUUAACAGUCAUUAGCAUUUGAGGAAGCUUGGUGUCAGCUAUCUAUGCACAGCAUUCUGGAGAAUCAUCAUUGUGCUUCUGCAGACCGUGCCUAUCUGCAGCAACCCAGAGUGCCUAGGUUUGCACUUUGGUUCUCCUUGCUAAUGUGUAUCCUGCUAACCACCCCUCAUAAACCUCUUGGGGCCAUAAGGCUCCUCUUUCUUUUGUUCUUAAGAAGAGGAGGACAUAUCAUGCUGUGCAAAGGGUGUGCCAAUCUGCACAGGUUCUUCUGCCUAGACCAGUGCAUUAUGUCCUCAUUCAACUGACCCUAUGAAUAACUUAUGCCUUUAGGUCUUUGUGCUUAAGCUUAAGUCAUUCACCAGCACUGAGACUGUUUUUCAAGCAGGAAGGUGGGGUAAAGUAAGACAGGACAAGAUGGAGUUUUCAGCAAAGAGGCUAAGAAAAUAUUGUAGAAACAUGCCUCACGACAAUAAUCCAUUGAGCCACAAUGGGAACUCCAGUUUUUACCUACUUUUGAAAUUUCAUCUCCUAAGGGCCAGUUAGCUCCGUUGGUUUGAGUGUGGUGCUAAUAAUAAAAUUUCAUCUCUUUCUGAUAUCAUUCUCAUUCAUUUUAAACAACCAUUCUAGACUUCUAAUUUCUUCCUAAAUACCAGAAUCUUACCUGUGUCAUGGCUUUUGCACAUGCUACACUAUCUUCCUCAUCUGUUUUUCUUCUUGUUUUCCAUAGGACUGACUCCUUUUCCUCUUUUAGUCUCAGCCUAAAUGUCUUUUCUUUGGAGGUAACAUUCCUUGGUUACUGUAUCCAAUAUGUGCCCUUGUAUUUAUUCCACUUUAAUAUUCUGUCUUUCUCUUCCACAGACUGAAGAACAUUUAUAAUUAUCUUAUCUCCUUUUUUAUUUUUGACCAACUAGACCUUAUGUUAUGUAGCCCUUAUGAUGGUAGAGGUCAUAUCCUUUUGGAUAGAUGCUAAGUAAAUAUUUGUUAAAAGAAUGUGUGCAGAGUAGCUGAAAGCAAUAAAACAGUGUACCAGUAUAAGAUAUUAAAAUGACCAACAUCACUGUAUUUUAUCUUCAUAGUAAAUUUUAUGGUGUGAAACUUGCAAGAUAUUUCGCUUCCUUAAUUUACUCUUUUCAUACCAUUGCUUGAUUUUUGUAGUUGACUAGCUUAUUGGUGAGAGGAUAUUCAAGAUCUAGGUAAAAUACAAAAUUUAGAGAUAUUACACAUCUGGACUUGUGGAUAAAACACCUGAAGAUAAAGAAUGUAGAAGAAUUGGUUAUAGCUAAAAUAAGUUGACAUAAUCAUCCUAUGAAUAAGCAAGCAAAGAAUAUUCAGGGUCAUGCUUAGCCAAGGUAUAUGCUGAGGCAUGCUGGGAUGCAAACAGAACUAAUUUACUGAAUUCUAUGGAUCAGUCCUGGCAUUUACAUAGAACCUUAUAAUAGAGUCAGCUAUGAAGAAGCCUCUGUCAGCAAGUAUGCACAUAUCUAUGUGUUUGCAUUCAUUACUUGAUACAUAUGCAGGACAAUGGAAAGAUUUCUCCUGCUAUAGAAUAAUAUGACACAUGAUUUUCAUAACAGUCUGUGGCAAUCAGUAAACAACAAACAAAAGGAACACAGCAACAUUUUUCAAAUAUACAUGGAAUUGCUUGGGAAUUUAGCUGUUUUAGGAGUGUACAGUUGGAACUAGUUAGCUGCUUUCAAUCUGAUAUGCCAAAAAUGAGUAAUUUUCUCAAACAAAUAUUUUAGAAAAUUCUGUGGAAAGUAGCAUGCAAGCAAUAACUCAUAUGUAUCCAUCAUACAAUACAAAAGGCAAACCUAUCUUAGGUAUCGGAAUUAAAGAGUUAUUAUAUCUAGUGCCUAAGAAAGAACUGUUGGUACUUCCUAUUUAUUUAUUUAAUGUAAAUUCUUCAGUAUUUAUUCAUGAGCUUCGAGCAUUUAGAACUAAAAAGACGCUUAGGAGUUAUCUGUGCUGGACUCUAGCUCUGGUUCCAGCAGGCCUCCAACAAAUGGUUAAUGCUUAUCUUCUUAUCCUUAAAGAACAAAGACUAAGGACAUUAUGGUCGGCCUCUAUCACCCAACCCAGUGUUUAAAAGUCUCUUCUGUUUCCCAUUGCAAGUGUAGAAGUGUCAGAGACAAAACUCAGCAACAAUUCGUGACACUUCAUUUCCUAAUGUAAUUGUGUCUUUUUUCCCAUAGAAAUUGCCAGUCUUUAUCCCAGUGUGAGUUUAUACAGCCAUCAAGCCUUCUUCUCAGUCCCAUGGGUUAUGAUUAAGUAAUGAACAUAAUUUAUGGAUUAGGCAUACUCUUUAGUGACUUAAACUCUUCUCCUGUUCUUUGCUCAUUUUUUUUUUUUCUUUAGCUAAUGAAUCAUCUCCAAUAAGGGGAAAGUGUAAAAAUCAAAGCUCUUUGCUACCAUAUUUUUAUACUGACUUGAGGGCUACAGAUAUAGAUUUUAUAUAUCCAUGAUAUGUUUGCAUUACUCUUGUUCACUGAGGACUAUUUACUUAAAGGAGUCAUGCCCAAAAGAUAGAGUGAUUUAAAUCCCUUGGAAUGGUUCUCUUAUGAUAGAGUUAAAACUUCUAUGAUCAUAGAACUUCUAAAACCUAAGUGUGUAAUCGUAAGUAUCCUCUAAAAUAGUCUCAUCUUUUCCAUCUUUCUUUCUUUCUUUACCAUUGCAAGUAUAUCUUCUGCACAUCCCAUUCUGAGUAAGAGGGGAGAAGAGUAGGGUGCUAUUAAACUGUUAGCUAAAGUGUAAGGAACGCUCCAGUAGCAGCAGAAGAUUCAUAUAUUCCCUGUACCACCUUUUAGGGCUGGCUAUUCCUCAGUAGUCAUUCACAAGUAUCAUUAACGUACAGAAAAUAUUAAGUUCUUUUUAUGUGACAAAAUGGUUGAGAUGAUGGACUAAGUGCCGGUUCCAAAUCCAUUUUUUACCAGCUGCAUGCUUUGGAUAAAGUUAUUUAACCUAGCCAAACUUCAAGUAUUCACCUAGUCUGUAGAGAUAGAAAUUAUAAUGGUACCUACCUCAUAAAGUGGUAAUGAAGAUUAAAUGAGUUAAUGCCUGAAAAGCACAUAAAAUAGUGCCUAUUGCAUAGUAAUUGGUAAUUUAUUAUUGCAUAGUAAAUAGUCAUAAAUAGCCAUUAUUAUAUGUUUUAUUUGUAAAAUCAACUUACUACUAGGGAGCAUGCCUAAGCAUUUUAUUUGGACUGUGAAAAGGAAAGCUGGUACCAUGUCCUGCAUCUGUCAAUUUAUUGCUGUGUAUUUAUUUGUAUAUCUUACUUAGCUACACUUAACCAGCAUCAGAUUCUGUUCUUUUAAGCAUAGCCAAAUAGGGUCACUCUCAUAUUUAGUGGACAUAAAUAAAAAUGACCUUAUUUCUCUCUUUACCUAAAUUUGAAGUCAAUAUGGUUGUUUUAUUUUAUUAAAUAAAUAUAUAAUGAAUUAAAUACAUAAAUGAGAUUUCCAACUGGGAAACACAACAAUAAUGAGAAGAACUGCUUUUUUUUUUAAGACUGAACUUCAUUUUGUCUGGAGAUUUACGAUUUUUUUUUCAUUUUUUUAAAGUUUUAUUGAAAGUUCCCAUUAUGGCUCAGCGGUAAUGAGCCCUACUAGUAUCCAUGAGAAUGGAGAUUCAAUCCCUGACCUUGCUCAGUGGGUCGAGGAUCUGGCAUUGCCGUGAGCUGUGGUGUAGCUCGUACAUGCAGCUCAGAUCCCGCUUUUCUGUGGCUGUGGCUGUGGCUGUGGCUGGCAGCAAGAGUUAUGUUUUAGAAAUUUAUGAAACUGUCCAUUUUGCCAAAUAUACUUUUAAAUAGAAUCAUAUUUUAUUUUUUGAUUAGUAUGCCCACUAUGUAGCAGCAAUUGUGUUAAGUAUUGAGGGUACAGAUGAGAAUAAAACAUAAUUUCAUGUGAGUAUGAAGACAUGAGGAAAUUAACAAAGUAUUGAGAACUAUAUUUCAGGUGUUCACAAGGUGUUAGAAAAGUACAGAAAAUAAAACAUAACAGUCCUGUGAGGAGUGGCUACAGAGGGCAAGUGGUGCUGAAAAGUAAUUUUGAGAUACAGUGAUGCUUGAGCUGAGAGUUUAAAAAUGAUUUAGACAAAGGAAGAAAGUUGAAAAAAAUAUAAAGGGCUUCCAGACAGAGGAAGCUAUAUUCAAUAUAAUGGGGAAGGGGGAGUGAUCAAAAGAUAACGGCACUUUUGUGAGUGAGAUCAGUGUGUUGUGAGUGAAUAAAGCAUUUGAGGACAUGGCUGGUACCAAGUCCAGAGAUCAUGCAGGCAUUGGCCCUCAUGGUUCUUAUAAGGCAGGUCAAGGGUUGUGAAUUUCUUUGGAAGGCAAGAGAGAACCAUGGAAAGGUUCUUAAGUAAAAUUUUAUUUUCAUAUUUGGCAUUUUAGAAAAAUUCCCCUGGCAGCAAAGUUGAAGAUAGAUUGGAAGAGAGCCUGAAUGAGGAAGGAAAACUAAUUAGAAGGCAGUUAUAAUGGAGAACAUUAUGAGUUAAGGCAGUGAGUGUGAGAAUGGAAUGGAGAAUUGGAGAAUUACUUAAAAGGUAAAAUUAGUAGGACUCGGUGACUGAUGUCUCUGAACAAGGGAGGAGUUAGCAGUAAUUUCCAAACUGAGGGAUGUGGUGCUGCCCUCUGCUGAGAGGGCCAUAUAAGCAAAAGAGCAAGACAGAUAAAGAAUUCCUUUUUAGUCAUAGGUUAAAUUUUACAUCCAAGACUUCCUGUAAAUCAUGGGGUUCCCUAGCAGAGAUAACUAGAUGGCUGUUAGAAAUCUAGAUUUAAAAUUCUUAAAAUAUAAGUGGAAAGUAAAGAGAAUGGAUAUGUAUCAAAGUAUGUAAGGUUGUGUACUAUGAGUAUGUACAUGGUCAUGUAUUAUAUGAUAAAGUUAUAUGGUUUGAAUAAAAGUGAAAUAAGAGAAGGCCUAAAAAUGGAGACUUUAUAAAUGAUCAGUAUUUAAAGUGCCAGGAAAAGGAAGCCUUCAAAAGGUUCUUGAAAUGCAGUGGUAAAAAAAAGUAAGAAGUGGAAAUAAGAAAUGCCAUAGAAACUAAUGAACAAGAGAGGUCAAAGUAGAAAGUCCUUGCAUAUACAUAGAAAAUGUCUGAAAACAUCCACCCCAAUUGUCAGUACUGGCUCGCUCUGGGAUGUGGUAUUGAAGAGAAUGACAGUAGAACUGGGAAUUAUAAUUUGAUAUUUGAAUUUUUUAAAUGAAAGUAUAUUAUACCUCUCUUCUAUUUUUUCAACUUCUCAUGAGCUUAAAAUUUCAAAAUAAAAAGUCAAAACAAAAGUUGUGUUAAAAUGAAGUUACAGACAAUUGAAAAUUAUAAGUCAAUCAGUCAAACAAGCUGCUUAAUCAGAACAGAAUGAGGAGGGAAAGGGCAGCAUGGCAUGGUCAACAAUGUUAUAUGCAGAUAGGUCAAGAAAGAUGGGGACUGACAGCAGCCUUUUCGCUUGGUAUUUAGAUGUGGUCACAAAUGACCUUAUUAAAAGUACUUUCAAGGAAAGGCUAAGGGCAGAAGCUUGACUGCAUUUGCUGGGAAACAGAAAGUGAGGACAUGAAGAGGUGGCAUAGUCAUCUCAUCAAGGAGAAGCUUGAGUGUAAAGAAAAAGAGAGAGAUAGGAAUUUACAGUCCAAGCCGAACAACAACUUACCCUUACACAGAAACACAGAUGUACAGCCAAAACACUGGAGGGAAUUACUUUGAUACUCAAGGGAGUUCUGCACAGGUGACUACGGUGGUCUCGUCCCACAGUAUGGUGGGCACUGGUGGGAUUCAGAUGGGCGUCACAGGAGGACAACUCAUCAGCAGCUCUGGAGGAACCUAUCUCAUCGGCAAUUCAAUGGAGAAUUCCGGUCACUCAGUGACACAUACCACUCGGGCUUCCCCCGCGACAAUUGAAAUGGCGAUUGAGACGCUGCAAAAGUCUGACGGUCUGUCCACUCACAGAAGCUCUCUUCUCAACAGCCAUCUCCAGUGGCUGUUGGACAAUUACGAGACAGCAGAAGGAGUGAGCCUUCCCAGAAGCACUCUAUACAACCACUACCUACGACACUGUCAGGAACACAAACUGGACCCAGUCAAUGCUGCUUCUUUUGGAAAACUAAUAAGGUCAAUUUUUAUGGGGCUACGAACCAGGAGAUUGGGAACUAGAGGAAACUCCAAGUACCAUUACUAUGGGAUUCGUGUCAAGCCAGAUUCCCCUCUUAAUCGUCUGCAAGAAGACAUGCAGUAUAUGGCUAUGAGACAACAACCCAUGCAACAGAAACAAAGGUACAAGCCUAUGCAGAAAGUGGAUGGGGUUGCAGAUGGUUUCACAGGAAGUGGUCAACAGACAGGCACAUCUGUUGAGCAAACUGUAAUUGCCCAAAGUCAACAUCAUCAACAGUUUUUAGAUGCAUCUCGAGCACUUCCAGAGUUUGGAGAAGUUGAAAUCUCUUCUCUGCCAGAUGGUACUACCUUUGAGGAUAUCAAGUCACUGCAGAGUCUUUAUCGAGAGCACUGUGAGGCAAUAUUGGACGUUGUUGUGAAUCUUCAGUUUAGCCUGAUAGAAAAAUUGUGGCAAACAUUCUGGCGCUAUUCUCCCUCUACUCCAACUGAUGGCACUACCAUUACUGAAUCAAGCAAUCUGAGUGAAAUAGAAAGUCGACUUCCGAAAGCAAAGCUGAUAACUCUGUGCAAACAUGAGUCUAUCCUGAAAUGGAUGUGUAACUGUGACCAUGGGAUGUACCAGGCUUUGGUGGAGAUUCUCAUCCCCGACGUCCUUAGACCUAUUCCUAGUGCCUUGACCCAAGCCAUUCGAAAUUUUGCAAAAAGCCUUGAAGGUUGGCUUUCCAAUGCCAUGAACAAUAUUCCACAGAGAAUGAUACAAACCAAGGUUGCAGCUGUAAGUGCCUUUGCCCAGACUCUGCGAAGAUACACGUCGCUCAAUCACCUGGCCCAGGCAGCUCGUGCAGUGCUUCAGAACACUUCUCAGAUUAACCAGAUGCUCAAUGACCUCAAUCGUGUCGACUUUGCCAAUGUCCAGGAGCAGGCUUCCUGGGUGUGCCAGUGUGAUGACAACAUGGUUCAGAGACUAGAAACCGACUUCAAGAUGACUCUUCAGCAGCAGAGCACCCUGGAGCAGUGGGCUGCGUGGCUUGACAAUGUGAUGAUGCAAGCACUGAAACCCUAUGAAGGAAGACCCAGUUUUCCUAAAGCGGCCAGGCAAUUUCUGCUAAAAUGGUCUUUCUACAGCUCAAUGGUUAUUCGGGACUUAACCUUACGCAGUGCUGCUAGCUUUGGCUCCUUCCACCUGAUCCGUCUACUCUACGACGAGUAUAUGUUCUACUUAGUAGAACAUCGUGUUGCUCAGGCAACAGGAGAGACACCCAUAGCGGUCAUGGGUGAGUUUGGUGAUUUAAAUGCUGUGUCUCCUGGAAAUCUGGAUAAAGAUGAAGGCAGUGAAGUGGAAAGUGAAAUGGAUGAGGAAUUAGAUGACUCUUCAGAACCUCAAGCCAAAAGAGAGAAAACUGAGCUGAACCAGGCAUUUCCGGUGGGCUGUAUGCAGCCUGUUCUGGAGAGCAGCGUGCAGCCAAGCCUCCUGAAUCCAAUUCACAGCGAGCACAUCGUCACCAGUACUCAGACUAUCAGACAGUGCAGCGCUACAGGAAACACCUACACUGCAGUCUAAAGAAUAUUAAAGCGUAUUUUUCCAGCUAACAUUAACCCUGUUGAUAUUGGGCUUAAGUUGAAAUUUUAAUAAGCCUGAAGGUCGACUGUUGUCAAAUUCUAUCUAUGCUGAACAUUACCUUUUUGGAGUUGUGAAAUGGAAUGGGUGUAUGUAUUUUGCCAGGUCUCUCUCUUUUUUUUUAAUGUAAACAAAUUAUUUGCCUCUUAAUAAUGAGUUUUUUUUUCCCUUAGUUUCGGGUGUCAAGAAGGAUUUUUACAACACUUAAUGUCAAUGUUUUUGUUUUCUUAUAAUUAAAAAGUAAUUUACAUUUUUUUGUAGCUUAAAAUAUUUUAUUGUUGAUUGUUAGUCUUGGUGUAUGAUUUCAUGUGUAAGUUUUUAAUUAGAUGCACUUCUGUGAAAUAUCAAAAGAAAUGAUUUUCUUUGAUUUACACUGGAGGCAUGCCCAUUUGGCAGCAGAUGCAUCAAAUUUGCUUUUGAAAGGUGCUUUUCAUUGGACAGAACCACAAGACACUAUUUUGAUAACAUUUUGGAGUAUGGAAAGAGAAUACAGAGCAUUUUUAUUAUAGCGCUAGAGGGUUGGGAAGGUCAUCUAUUUUUCUCUGAAGCAAAAUUGAGCUGUGCGUUUAUCAGUUCAGAGUAAAUGACAGAAUUGCAAGAGAUUAUGCUAAUAUGUACAUAAUUUGUGUACAUAAUUAUUAAACCAUGUUAAUGCAAGCUUCCGUUAAACAUUGAAUUUUAACUGUUAUUUGCAUACCAAUUCCUCUGUUUGAAGACUACUGAUUCUGUAUUUGGGACCACUGCACAGAUGCAGUCUGCUGUUGAGUGGGGCUGUUAUAGUUAGAUACUGAAGCUGAAAAAAAUGACUUGACUUUUUUUUUUUUUUUUUUUUUUUUCUUUUAAGUGUACAUGCUACUUAUGCUGAGCUGGACAUACAGGAAACCAUUCCAUUUGGAUGACUUUCUUUUAUUCCAGGUCUUUUUCCUAAUAGUAGUUCAAUAUGCUGCUAUUAUAAAAGAAAAUUUAUAGAAUGCAAGGAAUGUAGCAACCUGCAUAUCAUUAUUUCCUUCAAAAAUAUUUCCUGGUUUCUAAAGUAUGUGGAUUUAAAUUUUAAACAGAACCUGAAGGCAGUGUAACUGGCACGCCGCACUGUUGCUUAUCCCCAAUUCUGUAGGAUUUGGAUAGGUGGCUGGAUGGACCAGUGCCAUUGAAGAAUGUACAUCAGGGAUCAUCGUACCUCGGCUAUUACAUGGUGCCUUAAAACAGAACUGAAGCUAAGGUUUAAUAAGGCUUAUUUUGUUCAUGUGAAUUCCUCUUCAAUCCAUUUGACAAGGUAUGCCUGUCAUUUUCAGAUUCCCAAAGUAAGGACAGGUAACAUGUUCUUCAAAGGAAAUUUAGGGCAAACAAAGCAAAGCAGACAAAAAUCAAUUCCCCUCUUUGACCGUAAAUCUAUUUUUUUGUUCCUAGAGCUGAAUAUUACUUGGUUGCAAAUCGCAUUGCUUAAGGAUUAAGGAUCAGAUUGCUAUUGUGGAAUAGCAGGCUAGUUUUAAUUACCAACUUUGUUACAUAAAUCAUAUGUGUUUUAGACCACUCUUAUCUAGUUAUAAUUUAAGAAAAUUAACAAAAUAAGCAGGUACUUAUUGAAGUGCAUCUUUUCAGUCUAAAUGUUUCUCUGUGUGUCUUGGUCUGUGUGUGUCCACAUGCACACACGAGUGCUCGUGGGCAGGAGUCAGCUACAAAGUCAGAAGGUGAGAUCCCAGAGAGGAUACACCCAUCCCUAUUUUAAUUUACAUGACAAGCAAGGUUCUUUUAAGCACUCAAAUAAUUAACAAAAAAAUAGGCACAUCCAUUUAUUUAAAUAGUUGUAAAAAAGCUAAUCAGCAGAAGUAAAUAGUACACAAAUACAUAGAGCCAAAAAAGAGGGAAAGCACAAAAUGAUUUACAGAUUAUUAAUGAGGCCUAUAUUAAACUCAAGGUAUUUAUCUUUCCAUUUUUAUUAGGGUGGGGGGGUGGAAAGGAGAGGGUGAGCCAUUCAUAAAGUUGAAAAUACCAAAUGGCUUAUCGGGUAACAUGCAGUACUCUUCAACAGUUGUUGCUCGGUUGCCUUAGACUACUCUAAAAACUAAGAUCAGCAAAGCUUCUUAAGUAAACUUUCAAUGAUUUAGAUGUAAUUUUUAAAUGAUUCCGAUUUUGUAUUAUACAACUCACUCACAUAUUUGAAGUCUUCACUAGCAUCCUGGCAUCUCCUUCAUUUAAACAUCAUUGAAAUGAUCAUCCCCUCUUUUUUCUCCCCAAAAGGCAAUGAAUUUGCACUCUCACACACACAUAAAGGCAAACAAAAUAUCUUAAGCUGCAAAGACCACGUGUCUACUUUAUUGUGCAUUAGGAAAGGUUUACAGGUAAAAUUAAAAUCUAAAGAGGAAAAAAGCAUUCUUCAUUUUGACCCUCCUUUCUGAAUUUUUUCACUUUCCCAUCCACCACCCCCCAACUAUAUUAUAUCUGUAUUGGACCAAAUGUAUUUACUAGUUUCAUCUUGGCUACUGAACAACUUUAAGUGUAUUUAUUAUCAUUGUUUAAUGUUGGAUAUAUUUGUAUCAUUAGAGGAAUCUGAUAAUAAUGGGCAAAUUUAGAUUGAUGAAAGUUAGGGCUUGGGGCCCUCCAGGAUUCAACAUUUCUUCCAAUUGUUCAUGGUUUGUUCUAAAUUAGGACAGAUAAGAUGAAUUAAAUAUUAUUACAUUUCAACUUCGCUCACUAAAAUUACUCUGAUGUUCUUUACGAACAGCUAGGAAUAUUAAUUCUUUGUGACUAAGACAGAUAGUUCUGACCAGCAGAUAAAAUAACAUCCAUGAUCUCUGCUAUUUCCAAUUAUCUGUAUUCACAAUGAGACAUACACACACACACAUCUUAACCAAUUUUGAAUUUGAAUUGUGAAAUAUACUAGAAAAUGAAAACAUUGUAAUUUAUACAGUAGAGCAAAUUGGAGCAAACAUUUAUCGAACAUUUUAUUUCUGUUUUUUUCAUUCACCGAAACUAUGAUUUUUCUAAAUCUUAACACACUAACACUCUCAGAUUAGAUUGAUUGACAAGUACACAUUGUAAGGACUUUUAAUAUUUCUUGACAUUAUGAUUAAACACUAGUCAUAAAAAAACAUCUAUGUAGACCCAAUGCUACACUUUCAGCAAGAAAAAACAUGAGGAAGGCAUGUUGGCUAUUUUUUUAAGUUUGAAAAAAGACAUUUCCACAUAAUAGGAUUGAGUAUCAUGGGUAUAGUUUGAUCUUCAUACACACUUUGAGACUCGUACCCCAAAGAUUUUCAUUCACAAAGCCAAUGAACAAUGGGGCGAAAUGGAUGAACCAUCUCCUUGGAACACAGGGCCCAGUUUUAAAUUUUUUCUUUGGAUAGCCAGUGUCUGGUCACUUUUUCAGGAUUCUUAUCCAAACUGUGUUUGGACUGACUGUAUAAGUCUUACUGCCUUUUCAGAAAUCUGCUUUCCUUUUUGUGCUUUUUCUUGUACUGUAUAGCACGAUUCACACAUCUCACUUGAGAUGGUGUACUUUAAAAACAAAAGUAAAUUUUAGAAAAUGAUUUUUAACACUGCAUACCUAAAAUUAGUAGUGUGCAACAUUGACUGCCUUUGAUUUGUAGUAGACGAGUAAAAAUGAACACGUUCUUGUAGAAUGCUGUCAAAGUUAUUCAAGAAUGAAUGCAGUUUCAUUACCGUAAUCAUGAACCUUUUUACAUGAACGCACUCUCUAGAAGUGCUAAACGUGAUGCAUUUUCAAAUUUGAAAAAUCCUUCAGAGGAUGUAUUUGAAAUGUCUAAAAUAAUGCUGUGCUUGAAACAUUAGUGUGAAAGAAAAUAAUAGGGGUCACUGUGAUGUUGGUCCACCCUGUGUGGUCACAAGUAGAAAGUAAAAAACUUUGGCAAGUCACCUUUGUGUACAAUUUGAGGCAGUGGUUAUGUACAACAAAUUGACCUUUGUUAUAACCUCCCCUCCCCCAAAUUUCAGUGAGAAAAAUCAUAAUCAUCAGACAAUUAAAAUUAGAACUGUGAUUUAUAUGACUCACACCAGAACAUGGGGGAGAGGGAUCGACAUGCAGUGCUAUUGAAAAUUGGUCUUGUCACUAGAUCAGAUCAGCCUCCAUGUAUAUGGGUAAAACAAAUCAAUCAAUGGAAUCCUGGUAUUUCUGCAAGUUUGGUGAUUUUUAAAAACAGGAAUAGAAGCAUUGAUUCAGUGCUUAGUUCUAGUAUUAGGAAACCCCUUUAAUGUAAUGCCUUGUAUUAACCCUUUGAGCAUUGUAAGAUAUACAAUGGGGGACAAAAGCCUUUCAGAUCAUUUAUUUAGAUUUAGACCGGUAAAAUAUACUCUAUAUCCAAAUGUCUAAUUAUGCUGUUUUUUUAAAGGGGGGGUAGGAAGAGAAAGUGUUUCCACGCUGAACACUUACAUUUUAUAUACAACUCUUAAUUUUCUUCAAGAGGGCUUGAUAUAUUUAUUCCCAAAUACUCACUGCC